This is a messenger RNA of Labeo rohita (rohu), 2265 nucleotides long. It is a transcript of the gene ncs1a, whose product is annotated as neuronal calcium sensor 1a. Gene Ontology annotation, molecular function: calcium ion binding; calcium sensitive guanylate cyclase activator activity. Lineage: Eukaryota; Metazoa; Chordata; Actinopteri; Cypriniformes; Cyprinidae. Bases 532 to 1104 code for a protein of 190 amino acids. The transcript has 8 exons. The record is from RefSeq and is a predicted model, not a curated record.
CACACUCACAGAGAGAGCCAGUGAAUGCGUCUGCCUGUCUGAGUCAGUCAGUGAAUCGAUUCCUCUUCCAGUGGACCGAGCCAGACAGCAGCGAGUACCCAAUUGAAGAGUACCUCUCCUGGGCUUGAGCGCUGCUUCCACGAGGGAACUGCAGACUCUGACGGGAGGACUGGAGGAGGUGGAGGAAAGGGGAGGAGGGACACCGGUUAACAGAUUAAAGCCCUCUCUGUUUCUCUCUCUCUUUCAUUCCCUCCGAGUGAGGAGAGACAACUCUAGGCACCGCAUGCUGUAAUCACACUGCUUCUGUGUAAUUUCCUCCUCUCAAUUACUUGUCCUUCCUCCUCUCUUUUUUUACACUGCUGCGGUCUGGAGGAAAGGCAGAGCACGAUUUGAAAGGACUUGUGCGUCUCUUGUGCUGCCUCCUCUUUCUCCCGCUCUCCUUGCUCUCUCUUGCUUUAAAUGUAAGUGGAAGGUGGGAUUGGGGGGAGUGAAUUAGGGAGCGGGGAUAAACCGUUGAGGCCAGCUGGAGAGAUGGGCAAAUCCAACAGCAAACUCAAACCUGAGGUAGUGGAAGAGCUGUGCAGAAAGACCUACUUCACAGAGAAGGAAGUUCAGCAGUGGUAUAAGGGUUUUAUCAAAGACUGCCCCAGUGGUCAGUUGGACGCAGCUGGCUUUCAGAAGAUCUACAAGCAAUUCUUCCCCUUCGGUGAUCCCACCAAAUUCGCCACCUUUGUCUUCAACGUCUUUGACGAAAACAAGGAUGGACGCAUUGAGUUCUCAGAGUUUAUUCAAGCUCUGUCUGUCACAUCCAGAGGGACACUGGAUGAAAAACUCAGAUGGGCCUUUAAACUUUAUGAUCUUGAUAAUGAUGGCUACAUAACCCGAGAUGAGAUGCUGAACAUCGUGGACGCCAUCUACCAGAUGGUGGGGAACACAGUGGAGUUACCUGAGGAGGAAAACACACCAGAGAAAAGAGUCGACCGCAUCUUUGCAAUGAUGGAUAAGAAUGCAGAUGGGAUGUUGACUCUGCAGGAGUUUCAGGAGGGCUCCAAGGCAGACCCCUCUAUUGUACAGGCACUCUCCCUUUAUGACGGCCUGGUGUAGGCCCAUCUCAAAGUGGCAUUCAGUAAUCAAUACAGUCCAUUUAUGUCAUCCUGCUGGCACUGUGAGAGGAAAGCUGACCUGUCACCAAUCUCUUGGACCUGCCAACAUGAAGGUGCAUUGUGGGUGCUUCUCUUAAGAGGGAAUCAGCUGUCAAUCACUCAUCUCCACUGUCACUGGAAAACCAAAAUCUGCUCAAGAACCCUUGCAGAACUCAUUUGGGAUGAGUGAUGUACAGUAUAGGAGCCUGAUGAGUCUGAUGGGUUCAGUGCCCUGUUUGUAAAGAAGAUAAGACACUCAUAUGGACAGUGACUUUGAAGGCAUCCACAAGAGUGUUAUUAAAUGUAUAACUCAAAUAUUCUAAACACCAAUGAAUGAGUUCCUUAUAUUGCUGUGGAUCUUGUCAUAGGAUGGACCUAGCUGGACUUUGGUCUAGCCUUCACUAUAUAAUGAACGAAGAUGCAGCUGAGCUUCAGCAAGCACUGGCAUUGAACAACAUGCAUCUAGUUGUAUUUAUUUAUAUAGCCUUUCUAUGUAAAUUAGCAAUCUACAACAAUAAACAAAAACGUAUAAAUCUCCUUAUGAAUCUCAUGCUUGUUCUUGAGACUUGAUAGUUGACGUCUGACAGCCAUGAUGUAUUAUACUGAGACCGUAUCUACUCACAUGCCCCUGCUUUGCUUGACCCACAGUCAGUCUCACAGUACACUUAGUGAUGUAGAAAGCAAAUUGUCUACAGUAUUGCGUACGACUCUCGUGAUGAUUUGGGCGUAUAUGUGAUGCAGUCAACACUGGAAAACAUGCUCUUCUCAGACAGCUAUUGUGUUGCACCUCUGGCUAGUUUGAAAGAAUAAAAUUCAUCUUGUACCAAUAGCAUAUACAGCAUUCAGCAACACUGCACAUGCCCACAGUGUUCGAAGUUCUGCACAGUGUUGAUGUAUUUCGAUUACUGAUAAUGUUAAGGGUGUGGUUAAAAUCACACAAGCCCAACAUUUCAUCUUUCUAAUAUGGUUAUCUGUAAAUGUUACAAGGUCUGUCUGCUCUCCACUUGCAAAUGCACUGCUGACUUUGUCUUAAUGUCACAGAGACACUGCAGUAGAUUAAAUAUUGUGGUUAUAGGGUAAUGUUAAUGGGGUCUCUUUAAAUAAAGAAAGUUUUUUUUUAAAA